Molecule: messenger RNA, 5290 nt
Organism: Rhododendron vialii
Lineage: Eukaryota; Viridiplantae; Streptophyta; Magnoliopsida; Ericales; Ericaceae
Exons: 5
Coding region: 479-1333 (284 amino acids)
Cellular component (GO): lysosome
Molecular function (GO): cysteine-type endopeptidase activity
Source: RefSeq, a predicted model, not a curated record
UAAACCAAUCCAAACCAAAUCCUUUUCACUUCCCAUUUUCAGCAGGAGAGAGAGAGUGGAGAAACACAACUUAAUAGCAAUAUUUUUUUUACUUUUUAGUCCAACAGCUAGCCGUGAGAGAGAGAGAUGUCUAUCACUUUUCUUUUUUAUUCUCACAUCUUCUCAUUCAUUCUUAUUUCUCGAUCCUAGCUAACUAGACACCACAGCCACCAUUUCCAACCCCGUUUAAGCAACGAAACAGCCCGAAAAAUACCAGUUCUGAACAGCCAUGUAACAGCUCCAUUUUAGCUCCGAAACCAGCCCCAUUUCAGUCACAAAUAAUCAGUCUAGAAAUCAGCCACCGUCCAGCCGCAAAACAGUCCGAGAACAGCCGCGAACCGGUCCCCGACAGAACUCCAUUGCCGUACAAUCAACCCCCAAACUUCACCGCCGUUCUUGUCGCUCUCCGCUACAACUACCGGACCGAGAUCUGAGAGAAAUGUCUGACGUGGACCCAAGCAGACCGUGGGCAUGGUCUUGGCACAUGUUUGAUCGGGGCGUCCUUCCGAACAUUUUUGAACAGACCACAGAACAUGGACAAUGCGGUUGUUGCUCCAUGGUAGCAACGUCGGCAGCUUGCUCCGCGGCAUGGGCAAUUAAGACCGCAAGGCCCCCUCUUGAUUUAGCUGUACAGGAGCUAAUCAACGAAGUCCCCAAACAUUACUGGGAUGAAGUGACUGUAAACCCUAAUGACCCUUGUGCUUCGGCAUAUACGAGCACCUCGUUCAAGUACAUAAAAAGGUUCCAUAUCGGGAUGGCUGGAGAUCUUCCAUAUGAGGGGAGGCCGAAUGAUGCUGAACUUCCACCCAAUUGCCGGAAGCUUGCUAUCGAUAAUUUUACCGUCUUUAACAAUCGGACCCCUGAGGAGAAUAGUCGACACAUUAACAACUGGGUACAAGUCCCGAAUGUGCGAAUUCCAGUUAUGAUGGAGAGGCUUUAUCGACGACCCCUCGUAGGAGAGUUCCAUAUGUUUCCGCAACACUUUGAACAGAUGCAAGAUGGAAUCUAUAGCAAUAGGACAAGGGACCCCCACAAUGUUGAACUUAAACCUAUUGCGCAUGCCAUCCUCGUCGUUGGAAUGGGACACGGCCCCUUUGGCCGAGAUCCCUAUUAUAUUUGUCAGAAUAGCUUUGGUUCCGAUUGGGGGUUGAACGGUGGAUAUGUUAGGAUAUCCGACGAAGAAUUCUUCAAUUUCUACGACGUGAAAGUUAGCGAUGUGGUAAAUACAGGAGUUCAGGUUAUUUAUUUGCAUCAAUUUUUUUUGAGAAAGUUAAAUAGGAGCCCUGUAACAUAGGUAUACGAAGUCCCCGUCCUAUUGAGUUUCAAUAAUUAUGUUCUCUUACUGGAAGUUGAAAAAACCCAACAAUAUCCUUAUUUAAACAAAAUGUUCAUUUUCUUAUAUUACCUAAUUGCUCACAACACAUAAACCCACUCCACCCCCCCCCCCCCCACCCCCUCUCUUUUUUGAUAAAAACAAGGUGUCGUCGGUUCUGGAUCGGGAAGGGCGUCUGGAUCGAGAAUGUCGUCGGGGGCCUCUGGAUCGAGAACGACCAUUGAUCGAGAACGGCGGCGGCGUUGAUCUUGGAGCAAAACGGUGCGCCUAUUUAUUUCCUCUUCUUUUUUUACUUCACUUCACAAUUAUAUGCCACUCUAAUUUAGGUUUAUAUGACAUUGUUUUAUAGGUGAUGGUGUUCAGGGUGAGAUGGUGGAGGUGAAUUAAAAAUUUAUAUUCUGUAAUUGCAACCUUUUUCUUGACUUUUCUAACCAUAAAUGUCCAUAUAUAAUAGAUACUACAAACACCACCAUACCAUACACGUCAAAAUAAUUUAGUGGACUCACUUUGAAUGCUGUGGUAUUUUAAGAAAAUAUAAGACUAUGGAGUAAGGCACAUAAGAGGGGUAAAAAUUAUGGGUAUAAACUCUACUUUAGUGUAAAUAAAUAUACAUACGUCAAAGAAGAUCAGAUUAUUAGUGGGUUAACCAAAAUCCCCGAGUCCACCAAAAUGAAUGGAAGACUUUAGUUGGUGGCAAUAGUGGAGCUGGCCGUGGAGGGUAAUAAUAAUAAAAUAAAUGCAAACAAAAACAUAAACCAUAUAGUCAAUUUUCACCUCAAAGAUUAGAACCAUGCACACACUCCGUCUGCAUAUCUAGCUCAUGUCUUUGAAUUGUACAUAUAUAUAUGUAGGAGUAUUUUUUUUUUUUUUAACCUUAGUAAUUCUACUUUUGGUUCUGUUCUUGUUUUACUGUCAUUUGUACAAUAUGUUUAUAUUAAUUAGUAAUUCUGCUUUUCUUAUCUUUUCGUAUAAUGAUUUUUAAAGUCAACGAUUAGGUGUUCGGGCUUGGCCUAUUUUUGGAGUUUCGCCUUUUGCCUUCGGCCCUCCUGGGUGUUGGGCUUAGUCCCAUUUGGUGUUUUGUAUCCUGUCUCCCCCCAUUUGAUGUACCCAUUAUUAAGUUUUUCUAAUAAUAUUUGCCGCUUCAAAAAAAAAAAAAUAUACAUUUGAGGUUUUUCGGGCAUCCGUACGUCUUCAAGUAUGUCGAGGACUUGUCUUCUCUUUCUCCUUUAUAAAAUUUCUACGCUGACCGCUAGUUUUCCACUCUCUUUGUACACUGAAUAAUUCUCGUAUACACGUAUUAAAACCUCCGAUGCCACAUUUCCAUCUCCGGCCAUCCUCUUCCAUCUCCCUUUUCCUGUCAACUGCAUAAUUGUGGUCCACUCUUCAAAUGUGAGUUACGAAUAUACUUUGGUUACAUGUUUUGUUUUCUCUAUAUUUUACAGAUAUCGAAAAGCUUGGUUCCAUACUUUAAUUUGUUGAUAAAAAUGGAUUUGUGGAUUUAAAUGUUGAAACGAGCAUAAUUUGGAAAAUAAUGUUUAAAUAUGAUGAAUCAAGGGAUUAAUCGGAAAAAAGAAGGAUGAAUGGAAUAGAUUGCAUUUUAUGAAAUAAAGGCGGGCAAUGUAUGCCUGCUAUUGAAAAACAUCUAAACGUGAGUGUCCUGAGAAUGGGACAAUGGAUUGGAAGUGCAUGUUUUGAUUUGGAGGUUUGGUAGGGUACGGCCGGGUACCCUAAAGACUUGAUAUCAUUUCCUCGGAUUUAACAGGUAGCUCCCGUCAUACCGGUGUCCGUUCUUAGAUGUGGAUUUUCGUUAUGUUUGAUGGUAAAAUGAAUUGAAUGACGACAGCAAUCCUAUUUUUGGAUAUUGGAAAUGUUGCUACAGUUGAAAUUUCUUCUUGAUAAAUGUUGUGCUUUAUUAAUUAAUUCCAUAAUAAACUUGUAACCAUUGUAUAUUGUAAUUCUCACUGUAUUGGUUUUGUUUUUUUGGAACCCUUUCAGGAAUUCGGGGUUAAAGGGGGUACUGUUAUCGAGUGAUUUAUUUUGGUGAAUGUGGUUACUGUUUGCUAAUGUUCAAUAAUUUGGAUUUGGGAUUUGUAACAAGAAAUUGUGAGACUUGUGAGAUUUCAAUUUUAUUUGGUGGCGCCAACGCGGGCCACAGGUUUGUAAUUAAUGCCGUUAGGGCACAGGUUUAUUUGGUGGCACGUAAAUCUCGCUCAAGCUAUCAAGCCAACCGUAUCACUGUGUGAAUCAAGCUCAAUCAGGUGCCUACUUGCUUGGGAAGGCUCACGAGCUUGAAGUCGCUAUAGGCUGUAACUUGUUGUCUUGGGACUCAUUCAUGCAGUAAAGUAAUGUUCUUCUCAGCUUUCGUCACGUGCCAGUUAAAAACAACCAGAGAUCGAUGACACUUUUUUACCAAUCAAGAGCUGUACUUUAGUGGUUUAACAGUAAACUUUGGGAAGUGGCAGAUAUAUCAGACCUGGUGAAAACAAGAGUGGCCUUUUGGGUAAAGGCUAGGUGUAACAUUCAAGUUUAUUCUGUGGAGGAUUUCAAGAGAAACCUGAGUGGGAUUAGAAGAGUGAAUAUUUGACCUGCUUUGGUGGUUAGGGGUUGGUCUGGGUCUCAGUCUCUGGUUUGGUCUCAGGGUUGGUCUGGUUUUUUCUUCUUUUUGUUUUUUGGUCGUGGAGUUUUUCUCUGUGUCCUUGGUUGGGUGUCUUGGUUCUGGGUCUUUUAGUUUUUGUGGAGUCUUCGGUGUAUUUUCUUUGGGGUUCUCUGGGUCUGGGUCUGGGUCUGGGUCUUUUGCCAGUUUGGGGGAGUCUUGAGUCUUUUGGAUGUUUGUCCUUGGUUGUCUUCGGUUUGUUUUUGGUUCUGGUGUUGUGAGUCCGGUUACCUUGAAGUAUAUUUGUGCUUUGCUCUUUCAACUCCAGUUCUUGGAGGGCUAAGAGUUGUUUUCUGGAUUGCUGCUGGCAAAUCUUGGUGAUGCGCGCUCCUGCUGUGGAUGCUGAAUGACAAGUGUUCUGCUCUUGCAACUCCAAGUUUUGGAGGGCUAAGAGUUUUCUGGAUUGCUGCUGGCAAAUCUUGGUGAUGCACGCUCCUGCUGUGGAUGCUGAAUGACAAGUGUUCUGCUCUUGCAACUCCAACUUUUGGAGGGCUAAGAGUUUUCUGGAUAUAUAUAUGCUGUUGUUCUAUUUGUGCCUUUUGAUCGGUAUGCUCUUUCAAUUUCACUUGUUCAAGGGCUAAGAGGCUGUGAUAUGAUUGUAUUGUAUAGGUUUGAGGCACAUUAAUUUGGUAAUUCUCUGCUGUGAGUUCGCUGAAGUCUUAGUCAAGGAUUAUGAUACGAUUCCAUUUGGUUCUGGGUUUCUUAGAUGUGGUGAUAGUGUAUAUUGAAUGCUCUUUUCAACUCCAACCGUUUGGAGGGCUAAGAGUUGUUUUCGGUUUGAAGGCCUUAGUUUGGGGCUGUGCUAUUAAUACUGAGAAUCAGCUGUUGUUGUUAAGAGGAAGAUAGGAAGCUGCUCACCUUAUUUUGGUUUUAAAAGCUCUGAGUUUUUCAUUGUCACAUCUCUUCUCAACUCCUAAGAUUAGGAGGGCUAAGAGGUUUGGAGGCGACCCGUAAUUCUGCUGGAAUUAUGGACCUGAUGGAAUAGUGAUGCUGAUACUAAUGCUUAUACCGCUUCGUUUCAAAUGGCGUUUGUAUCAACCUACAAGUCGAUUUGCUCUUGAAAUUUUCAGGAUGAGCUUGCUGGAUUGGUUCUUUGGGCCAUGUUAACGUUAGGCUCAUUCAAUUUUCAUUGAAUGUAAUUUUUCUCUUUUGUUUACUCGUAAGCCUCUUAUGGUACGUCAACCUAGCUCUGUGGUUUAUAUCUGGUCUCUCCUUAAUGUACCCUAUGUCGAGUUUUUAAUAAAAUUUUGUUGCCUAUCAAAAAA